AUGAGUUUCACGAUGGAGAAUCACUUCUUUAGCCCGAGCUCUUUCCGCAAGGCUCGCCCUACCUCAGUGUCAUCUAGUGGGUUUCACUCGCAGCGCCGCCGGUUCACGUACAGCCAGCCGUCCUCGGUGGCCAGUGUGGACACUUUCAAUGGGGACAUGACCCGGAGAAGCGAGAAAGAAAUCCUGCAGGCGCUUAACGACCGCUUUGCAGGAUACAUAGACAAGGUGCGCAGCUUGGAGAUGCACAAUCGCAGUCUAGAGGCUGAGGCCGCGGCACUGCGUCAGAGCCAGACCGGGCGCGCUACUGUGGGUGACCACUACGAGCGAGAGCUGGGGGACCUUCGGGCACUGCUCCAGCAGCUUUACGGCGAGAAGACCCGCGCGGUGCUGGAGCAGGACCACCUGGAGGAGGAUAUCCAGCACGUGCGAGUCAGGCUGGAAGAUGAAGCGCGGAACCGUGAAGAGCUCGAGGCUGCCGCGCGUGCCAUGAAAAAGUAUGCGGAGGAGUGCCGUCUUGCGCGCCAAGAACUGGACAAGAAGCUUAAUGCACUUGAAGAAGAGUCUGCUUUUUUGAAGAAGAAUCAUGAGGAGGAAGUUGAAGAACUCCUGGCUCAGAUUCAAGGCGCGCAGGUGAGCUUUGACGUGCCAGAUACGCUCAAGACGGACGUUACCACCGCACUGCGAGAGAUCCGCGCACAGCUGGACAAUCAUGCGACCAACAGUGCCAUGAAUACAGAAGAAUGGUUUAAAGUGCGAAUGGAGCACCUGUCCGAGGCUGCUCGGUCUAACCAGGGUGCAAUACGUGCAACACAGGAAGAGAUAGCAGACUACCGACGUCAACUGCAGAGUCGCACUAUUGAGCUGGAGACUUUACGUGGGACCAAGGAAUCCCUGGACAGGCAGCGUAUGGAGAGUGAAGACAGGCAUCAAGAUGACCUCCACUCACUGCAGGAGACCAUCAAUCAGUUGGACCGUGAGCUGAAGAGCACAAAAUGGGAGAUGGCCAGUCAGCUGAAAGAUUACCAGGAACUACUAAAUGUGAAGAUGGCUCUGGAUAUUGAGAUCGCUGCUUACAGAAAAUUACUUGAAGGAGAGGAGAGCCGCUUUUCUUCUGGCGGUGGACCAUACACUUAUCUGGAGGGUAGAUUGUCAGGGUUCAUUAAAGUGAAAGGAGAGGAAAUCUCUGAUAGGGUGAUUGUGGAAGAACAGACAGAUGAGAUUCAGGUUACCGAGGUGACAGAGGAAGCAGAUGAAGAAGAUGAGGAAGAUACCAAAGAAGGAGAGGAUGAAGAUGAAACCAAAGACAAAGAAGAUCAGGAUGAAAAAGAAGAUGAAAGUGGUAAGGAAAAUGACAAUGAGAAGCAAGAAGAAGACUCAACAUCUCCUGCUGAAAAAACUCCAGAAUCUAAGUCUCCACAAAAAUCCCCAUUACCCAAAUCACCAGUAAAAUCUCCAGCAAUCAAGUCCCCUUCUGCAGAUGAACCCAAGUCUGAAACAGAGAAAACCUCCAAAGCAUCUCCAAAAAAAGUAAAAAAAGAUGAUGAGAAGCCUGUGAAGGAGGACAAAAAGACCAAUGAACAACCAGGCAAGGAAGAGAAGAAGUCCCAAGAGAAGGAGACUGACAGCAAAGCAGAGAAGGGAGACAAUAAGAAAGAAGGCAAAGCUGAUGCAGCAUCUAAACAUGAGGAAUCUGUGAAGCCUGCUGCGCCUACCAAAGAGGAGCAGUCUGCACAGAAAGCUGGGAAAACAGAACUUGAGAAGCAAGAGCCAAAGAAAAUGCCACAGAAGAUACAAGAACAGAAACCUGAAAAAUCUGAAGUCAAGAAAGAAGAGAAGAAAUCAGAAGAGAAGAAAUCAGAUGUGAAAAAAGAAGAUAGUAAAGAGGCAGCAAAGAAUGAGAAAGCUAAAUCCUCUGGCACAGAAAGCAAGAAGUAA
Messenger RNA from Boleophthalmus pectinirostris (great blue-spotted mudskipper), 1935 nucleotides. Its product is annotated as neurofilament medium polypeptide. Gene Ontology annotation, molecular function: structural constituent of postsynaptic intermediate filament cytoskeleton. Gene Ontology annotation, cellular component: neurofilament; axon. The coding region runs from base 1 to 1935 and encodes 644 amino acids. Lineage: Eukaryota; Metazoa; Chordata; Actinopteri; Gobiiformes; Gobiidae. Gene Ontology annotation, biological process: axon development. The record is from RefSeq and is a predicted model, not a curated record. The transcript is spliced from 4 exons.